Aspergillus pseudoviridinutans is the source of this 1527-nucleotide messenger RNA. RefSeq names its product protein translocase subunit TIM44 (gene tim44). The record is from RefSeq and is a predicted model, not a curated record. Gene Ontology annotation, biological process: protein import into mitochondrial matrix. Lineage: Eukaryota; Fungi; Ascomycota; Eurotiomycetes; Eurotiales; Aspergillaceae. The coding region runs from base 1 to 1527 and encodes 508 amino acids. Gene Ontology annotation, molecular function: protein-folding chaperone binding. Gene Ontology annotation, cellular component: mitochondrial inner membrane. The transcript is spliced from 2 exons.
AUGUCGGCUGUCGCACGGGCGGCCACUUUACGGUCCCAUGUCCCCGGCCUGAGGACGACAUAUGGCAAUGCCAUCGCUUCUUCGCGGACUCUGAUUCAAAAUAGCGCUUAUUCGACCUCCACCUCUACCUCACUUACAGUAUUACAGCGCCAAAAAUCGUCUCUUCCCACACGCGUUCAACUUAUCUCUCCGUAUACUGCUUUGCCUUUGACGCGGUCAUUCCAUAUUGCCACUGCCCGUUGGCAACAACAGCAAAAAGAGAAGCAGAGUGAAGAACCAAAAAGUGAGAAGAGCGAAGAGACGAAGAGUGAAGGGGACAAGGAAGAAGGACAGAAGGAGGCGCCUCCACCACCGCCCCCUCACGGAGACAAGACUCCAUGGCAGGUUUUCAGAGAGACUCUCCAAGCAGAGUUCAAGGCAUCAAAGGAAUGGAAUGAGUCUACUAAGGCUCUCGCGUCCUCUGCUCAUGAGUUCGCCGAGAACGAGAAUGUCAAGCGCGCUCGUGCCGCUUAUGAAGCCGCUUCGGGUGCGGCAACUUCGAAGACGUCGGCUGCGUUGAAAAAGACCGGUCAGGCCAUCGGAAAAGGAGCUGCAUGGACAUGGGAUACCCCUGUUGUUAAGGGUAUCAGGAAGGGUGUCAGCGCCACUGGUGCGGGACUUGAAAAGGCCACAAGGCCCGUACGUGAGACGGAGGCCUACAAGAACGUGAAGGAAGCCAUCGAUGACGGAAGCAGCUCUCGGUAUGGUGGCUGGAUUGAGAAGGAAGAGCGCCGUAGACAACGACAACUGCGUGAAGAGAAGGAGUUGAAGAGCGGGCGCCGUUCGAGCGAGCCGCUGGUUGAAGAUCCAAAUGCGGGUACCAACCUUACCCUUCACAAGGACUCUGCUUGGAAAGAGUCGUGGCGCGAAUUCAAGGACUCAAAUCCUAUGAUGCAGAAACUCUUCUCUCUGAAGGAGACAUACAACGAAUCUGAGAACCCUCUCAUCAGUACAGCACGCAGCAUCUCGGAUCGUGUCGCUAGCUUCUUUGCUGAAAAUGAGACUGCCCAGGUCAUCAAGAAAUUCCGGGAAAUGGAUCCCAAUUUCCAGAUGGAAUCAUUCCUGAGGGAGAUGCGCGAAUAUAUUCUACCAGAAGUACUUGAUGCCUACGUCAAAGGCGAUAUUGAGACGCUCAAGCUCUGGCUCUCUGAUGCGCAAUUCCAUGUUUACGCUGCUCUUUCCAAACAGUACACCACUGCGGGACUCAAGUCGGAUGGCCGCAUCCUCGAUAUCCGAGGUGUUGAUGUUUCCCACGCCCGUAUGCUGGAACCGGGCGAGAUUCCCGUCUUCGUUGUGACCUGCCGUACACAGGAGGUACAUGUUUACCGCAACGUUAAGACGGGUGAACUCGCAGCCGGUAUGGAAGACAAGGUGCAGCUGGUUACCUAUGCCAUUGGUCUCACGAGAAUACCCGAGGACGUCAACAAUCCCGAGACCAGAGGAUGGAGGUUGAUUGAACUGCAGAAGGCUGCCCGUGACUACAUCUAA